Raphanus sativus (radish) is the source of this 1342-nucleotide messenger RNA. RefSeq names its product E3 ubiquitin protein ligase RIE1. The coding region runs from base 75 to 1166 and encodes 363 amino acids. The record is from RefSeq and is a predicted model, not a curated record. The transcript is spliced from 4 exons. Lineage: Eukaryota; Viridiplantae; Streptophyta; Magnoliopsida; Brassicales; Brassicaceae.
GCGUUUUCUAGAGAGAGAGGUAAGAGUUAAAGCAGAAUCACAAUUCUCUUGGUCCGUUAAGAAAAAAAAAACCAAUGUCAUCCUCUUCUACUUCAGAUUCCACGGCGGCGCGUGAUCAUCAAGCACCGCUUCUCCGCCCGCGUCAGGACGCCUCUCCUUCAGCCCGACCUACAGCUCUCGCCGUUCUCUUGGGCCGGAUCACCGGCCACCACGCGCCGUCGAUGCUCGUAAGAGAGACGGCGGCGCGUGCUUUCGAGGAGAGACGCAUCGACUGGGGCUACUCAAAGCCCGUCGUCGCCGCUGACAUACUCUGGAACGUCGCUCUCGUGGCUGCGUCGGCGGUUAUGGUUGUCGGCACCGUCGAAGAAAGGCCUAACGAACCGAUCAGGGUUUGGAUCUGCGGAUACGGGCUGCAGUGUUUGAUCCACGUGGCGUUGGUUUGGUCCGAGUACUGGAGGAGAAACACGAGGCGUAGAGAUAGAGAUUUGGAGUCCGGUGACGGUCUCGAAGGGAGUGUAGGUUAUUACAACAGUGAGUAUGGUCAUGAAGAAGAAGAAGAAGACGGUGACAAUUCAACAACCUACAGUUUUGCGAAAAGAUGUGAGUCGAUAAACACUGUGAUAUCAUUCAUAUGGUGGAUACUUGGAUUCUACUGGGUUGUUCAAGGUGGAGAUAGGCUUUUAGGAGAUGCUCCUAACCUUUACUGGUUGUCGGUGAUUUUACUGGCGAUUGAUGUGUUCUUUGCCAUUUUCUGUGUUGUUUUGGCUUGCCUUGUUGGAAUAGCUCUCUGCUGUUGCCUCCCCUGCAUCAUCGCUCUUCUUUAUGCCGUCGCAGGGACGGAAGGUGUAUCAGAGGCGGAGCUUGGUGUUCUUCCGAUGUACAAGUUUCAGGCUUUUUAUAGCAACGAGAAGAGAAAUACCGGAGCUGGUAAAAUGGUUCCUGUUCCGACUGAUGGUUUAUGCUUAGCAGCAACUGAAAGAACAUUACUUGCUGAGGAUGCGGACUGUUGUAUAUGUCUGAGCUCUUAUGAGGAUGGAGCAGAGCUUCAUACUCUUCCUUGCAACCACCAUUUCCAUUCCAACUGUAUCGUUAAAUGGCUAAAGAUGAGAGCAACGUGUCCUCUCUGCAAACACAACAUCCUUAAAGGAACCACUGACCAAUCUUGAAGACAUAUAUAUUUAAUAAAGCAUAGACACAAGCUCCAUUUCCUCAAGUUAAAAUAUUCUGUUUAUAUAAACAAUGAAAAAUCAUGUAUCUAUUGUUAAAGGUAACCCGUUUUAACUGUAAAAGAUCACAUUUUACAUAUCAUCUCUAAGUUCAAGUACAGCUCACUUCGUUGUCA